AUGGAAACAGAAGCAAUACAAGAGGAUUUUGAGAAAAGACUAGCCGAAGAAGUUGGUCACUUAUCGACUAAACUUGUUACUGCGGUGAACAAACAGGUUGAAUUAGAAGAAACGGUUUUACAGCUACGUAAGCAACUACAUGCACUCAAUGAGAGAAACAAGGCUUUGAUCAAGAGCGAGGAAAGUUACAAGUUGAUUUUGCCUAAAUACAUAGAGCUUCAGGAUGAGUAUAAGGAGGUCAACAUCAAGAAACAGGUUGCUGAAACAGAAAAUAAGAAACUCAAGGGAGAAGUUGAAGAUUUAACAGCUUCCUUGUUCGACGAGGCCAAUACUAUGGUUUCUAAUGCCUCUAGAGAGACACACAACUUCAAGGUUAAAAAUAGAAAAUUGUACGAGGAGAUUGACGAGAAGAAUAUCAUAAUAAGCAAUUUGCAAGAACAGUUGCAGGAUUUGAAACAGAUGUUUUUAAAGAUUGAAGACCAACAGCGAUUGAUGCAACAUACCGCCACCACCGCUGUGAGUACUCCUCAAAACGAAGAAGACUCGCAAUUCGACAAGAGUGAAGGUGAAACUAUGGCAACGACAGAUGACAAUGACCAUAGCAACAAAUUCCAGUUGCAACAGAUAUUGGCUGAUACGUUGUAUUCACCACAGAUUAUGGCCAUGAGAUUUGAUUUGAAUAAUUUUAAUAAGGACUUUAAGGGUUUUGUAUAUACUUUGAUCAAGCCAGAUUUCCAACUAGACUUGACCCAUUUGAAGAACUUGAUAUAUUUUAAAAACAUAUGGCUGGAUGAAAUCGAAAAUGCAAUGACUUAUAUUCCUUCAUUGCCACAAACUACUAUUUUGAAUCGAUGGCAAAAGAGCAAAAUUUUCUGGGGGUGCUUGAUUGAUGGAAGGGUAUCCAUCGAACCUAUUAAGGGAUUUCAUGAACAUUUAAAGACGAAUGGGAAUAACAAAGUGAGCGAUGAUUUGUUAUCCAUCGCUAUACGAGAACCAUGCAGUUUCUGUGGGGAAUUUAGAAGUGAGAAUUACAGCCAUUGCCGAUUGCAUUAUUAUAAGAUGUAUGAAAUUGACGAAGGUAUAGUUGCUUCGUAUCCUCUAUGCAACUUUUGUGUGAUCAAGUUGAGGAAUUUAUGUGAUUUUUUUGCCAAGGUGAGGUUAAUAAAGUCUAAUAUUUUCAAGUUGCAGCAAAACAAUGCUUUUGAGGAAUAUGCACAUGUACCAACGGCGACCUCAAAUUUUUACAAGAGGUCCAAUUCAAGCCUGCACACUAUGACAACAAAUGUAUUAUCUAUGACUUCAACGUCUACUACUGCUUCUGUAACAACAAAUGUUUCUAAUACCGCUUCUGCGCAGCCACCACCUCCUGCUAGUGAUUUUAUUAAUGGUCAUGUGCAUGGAAUUGAGUUGGACGAAAAUGAGGAAUCCAAACUAAUUAAAAUAUAUCUUAUGUUAACACUUAUAAGGUUGAAAAUAUUCUGGAGUAAAUUGGGUAUAUGGGAUAAUAUUGACCAAAUCAACGAAAUCAAUUUGGAUGGAAUCAACUAUGAAAUUUUUAUACACUUGUUACCUGAUUCUAAGAGGAAAAAAGUCCACCAUAGUGUCCCCACCACUCCACGACAAUUUGAGAGACAGCGAACAGUGGGUGACGUAGCAAGGAGUAAUGAACGUUCACCACAUAAAGUUGAGAGUAAUAAGGAUUCAUUUAGUGCUACUGAGGAAUAUAGCAAAACAUCUCAAGAAGAAGAAGAAGAAGAACGACAACAAAAGGGCAAGAAAAGUGUAGUUGAAAAUGACGUAUCGAAACCAAGUACAGAAACCAGAGUGUCUCUGUUGUCAAGACCCAAAAAUGUACAAGACAGAAUCAAUUCCCUUAAUGCUCAGGCGAAUCAGAAACCAGUUCAACCUACAAUCAGUAGCGAUACUACAAGAAUUGUUGGCACUGCAAAUACACCUAAUGCUAGACGUGGCGCUGAUUCUGUACCACAGCCAAGAAACAAAGUUGAGGUACCAAUAAUAACGGCCAUUGAUGAUAAUGGACAAACUGAGGAGUCUCUGGAUGCGUCUGCUCAAAGUUCAAGUACGGAAUGCUCAAAAAAAGGUAAGCAGGGACAAAAUAAGAAGAAUGGAGGUGGCACAGAUGUCUCCAGUGAAUUGACAAGAGCCAAAUCUAAAAGUAAACUGUUUAAGGAAAAAAUGGACAAGGAUUUAAAUGAGACAUUGGAGAUGUUAGCAGAGAAUUUAGAGAGUUCGAAUGUAAUCUGA
This is a messenger RNA of Lodderomyces oxycetoniae, 2265 nucleotides long. RefSeq names its product guanine nucleotide exchange factor (gene SEC2). NCBI's taxonomy places the organism in Eukaryota, Fungi, Ascomycota, Pichiomycetes, Serinales, Debaryomycetaceae. Bases 1 to 2265 code for a protein of 754 amino acids. The record is from RefSeq and is a predicted model, not a curated record. Gene Ontology annotation, cellular component: Golgi to plasma membrane transport vesicle; cell tip. Gene Ontology annotation, molecular function: guanyl-nucleotide exchange factor activity. The transcript has a single exon. Gene Ontology annotation, biological process: exocytosis.